AUGGCCAGACUGCUCUGGUUACUGCUUCCCUUUAUUGGGAGCAGUCUUGCAAAAGAAGGUUCCGUUGCCCAUUCUCUCAUUAAUUCUGCCUCUGGCCAUGACACUCUUUCCACUGUAUCUUCCCUUCCUGUCUCCCAUCUGAAUGGUCUCCAUAAGAGAGAUGCUCGUCUUUCUCUUGACUCUUCUCCCUUUACACCCCAAAUCAACCCACUUGUUCGGCGAUCUUCAGCAUGUAAGCCUAGGAGGGAUUCCCAGGGUGACCCUGUGUUUACCGAAUCGUCAAUCGCUAUAACCCACUCAACAACUACGACCGAGCUUGUUGGCCUCACUACGUUUUUGACUGGCUCUUCUAUUUCUGCAACAUCUGAAAGUACCGUGGACUUAGCCUCAAGUGGAACAUUGGUCUCCAGUGCUGCUACUUCUGAUGCGACAUCGACAGCUACUGUCAGUGAUGUAGAUGGAAACACUGCCGGUGGAUCAUCCACUGAGAUCUCGUCAACUACUGAGACAUCAACCGACACCGACACAUUUAUAUCUAUACCUAUCUCGGAGUCAAGUCUGAACUCAGCCAGCAGCGACAGCGUAUCACUUUCGACCACCGAAGUCAGCUUGGAAAUCUCGAGCGAGGGUACAACCACAAAGGUCUUGUCUACCGACGAUUCGAGUGCCGCUGCUGCAGGCACUACCGCCAUUGUUGAUAUUAACACUACUUCUGAUGCCACCGCUACUACCGACACCACCAUUGUUACUGGUACUACUACUGCCACUGUCGACACCACCGCUGUUACUGGUACUGCCAGUGCUGGCGUUGACACUACCACUGCUACUGGUACCGCUGCUUCUGGUUCCGGUACUACUACUGGUGAUACUACCGCUGCUUCUGGUUCCGGUACUACUACUGGUCUCGAUACCGCCACUGUUGCUGAUACUACCACUGGCACCACCACCGACGCAUUCAAAUCAGAAUCUUUUACUGUCGGGCCCAUCACUGCAUCAUCAGGCCUUACAAGCGAUACGACAUCAUUUGAGCUUAGCGUGAACGUAGCAUCCUCUGAGACAAGCGGCACCUUCACAUUUUCUCAGGAGACCCAAUCUUCUGAGGCAUCACUUUCCUUGACCCAAUUUCCUUCCUCAUCUACACUCGCUUCAUCAGACCCAACAACUACAUUAGAGAGUGUAGUUUCAACAUCGACUGACUCUCCUUUAGUACUCACAGUAGCCGUCGACGGCAGUGGAGAUUACACAGCCAUCAAUGAUGCCAUCAAGGCAGCUCAAACAAGCGGUUACCCUACUGUCACUGUGCUCGCUGGUACAUAUACCGAAAACGUCGUUAUAGCAGCCACACCUACCGUCACUAUUGUGGGCGAGGCAUCAAAGAAGCGCGACGGUUCCUCGGGUGUAGUUAUCGACAAUGGUGGCAACUCCAACCCCGCCCUCUCAUUCAGCACCGCCUCAGCUGCUGGGAUUACAUGGAGGGGCAUCAAGUUUUUGAACUCUCUGGCUGAUAACUCGGUUGGCGCUGUUUUCCUCCGUGGUUCAAAGAAUGCCUUUUACAACUGUGAAAUCGUCUCUGCUGGUAUCGCCGCCAUCACUGGCAGUUACGCAUCCGCAAUCGUUGCAAACUCCUACCUUGAGGCCCAAGACAAGGUCAUUUACAACUACCCUUCCGUUUAUCUGUAUGGAACGACAAUCACAGCGACCAAGUCCAACGGACUUCUUGUAUACAACAAGGGCGGUUUAUCUGGAACUACCAUGUACAACUCGACCGUCGUGUUUGACACUUGCCAAGUUGUCAAGAAGAGCGGAGCCACCAACAAUCGCGUUUUCCUCGCUGCAGGAAAUGGUGAUGGCUCUGUGGUCGUUUACCGUGAUACCAACUUGGCCUCAGGUUUCUUGGCUGCCUCCGGUGUCUAUGUUGACGCCAAGACACAGUCUCCCUUGAACCGCUAUGUCGAGUUUGGUACGACCGGUGAUGUGACGGAUCGCUCUAAAUACGUUACUUUAAUCACGGAUCCCAAGGAUCUGUCUGACUAUGAAGUCUCUGCGCUCUUCAAGAGUGCCUAUCCUAGUGUGGCUGUCUCCUCAGUCGAUUGGAUUGACUCUUCUGUCUUCAGUUCCAUCAAGGCCAGCAAUGCCAAGGACUUUAAGGAUGAAACAACUACAACCACUGCCGCUCCAACUGAUCUUUCUUCAACCGAGUCCAGUUCUCCGACAACCACUGAUGUCUCAUCUGAUGCAUCAUCAGUCACGUCGUUGAUCACCUCUUCUGGCGCUUCAUCAGCCACUGCUUCUGUCGCAACCACCACCGAAGCAGAAGAUGCCACGACAUCUGCAGAACCCACUCAGUCAUCCUGCGCCUUACCUUCUGCCGUGCCCAGCACAGCCUUGGUCGUCGGCCCCAAGUCCAACCCAUGUGCUUCUUAUGACACGAUUGCGUCUGCAGUUGCUCAGCUCCCUAAAGACGAUACCUCUCAGUACAUCUAUAUCCUCGCGGGUACGUACCAAGAGAAGGUGAACAUCCAGCGAGUGGGCUCCACUGUUGUUCGUGGCCAAAGCAGCGAUGGCUCUUCGUCCAAGAACAACAAAGUGACCAUCACCUCCAGCAGCGGUGUCCUGUCCAGCAGUGGCGGAUCCUCUGGCACAGCUACAUUCUCUGCUAGCCAGUAUGAGACCAAACGUGUCUCAUUCUACAACAUCAACUUCGAGAAUGCAUUUGCGGCUGCUACCAACAAUGUAGCUCUAGCUGUCUAUGCUAAGGGCAAGGUGGCUUUCUAUGGAUGCGACAUCAAUUCAUCACAAGGAACCCUCUACCUUGAUUACGGUAGCUUCUUCGUUAGUCACUCAGUCCUGCGAGGAACUACUGACUUCCUUUGGGGCCAGGGCGCUGGCUAUGUCUACAACUCUAUUAUCGUUUCCAAGGGAACGGCAACAGGUCAGGCCAUCGCCGCUCACAAAUUCCAGGGCCAAUAUGGAGGUUCGCGAUUUGUGUUUGAUCUUUGCGCUGUUGUGCCUGAGGCCAACUCUGUGCCUGAAGGUAGCACCUUCCUUGGUCGUGAUUACAGCUCCAAGUCCAAUGUUGCCUACGUCAACUCCUGGUUUGAUGCUCACGUCGCUCCUUCCGGAUGGAAAGUCUCUUCUCCUUCGACCUUUACUGGCACAUUUACCGAAGGAAACAAUACAGGCCCUGGUUGGGAUGCCUCCUCUCGCAUCUCUGCUGCGACUAUUGUGGAUGACACGUCUUCAUUCAGUGCGGCUUCUAUCCUCGGAGGAGAUGCUUGGAUUGACAAAGCUGCCAUCGCGCCUUUCCAGGGAUGGCCCGACUCCAAGUAUGCCAAGGAUGAGACUACUAAUUCGGCAACUGCCACUGCUACCGCCUCCGCUACAUCCACCACAGAAGCUGUUGGCUCUACCCUAACUGUCGCCCCAUCGCCCACCGGAGACCAGUUCAAGACCGUGGCAUCUGCCCUUGCGGCUAUCCCCGAUGAUGGUGAGGAUUAUACCGUCUUCAUCAAGGCUGGUUCCUACAACGAGCAGCUCAAGCUCAACAGAGGUCGCGGUCGAGUCACUCUUCGUGGUGAGACCAGCUUUGAGAACGAUUUCACCCAGAACCAGGUCCUCAUCUGGUUCAAGUUGGGCUAUGGCACUGGUGAGUCUCGCAACGAAGAGACUCCUGUCCUCUUCUGGAAGACUACCACAUCAUCAGCUGGACUCUCGCUGUACAACCUCAACUUCACCAACACUUACCCACAAACUCGGGACACAGCCGCCCUUGCAGCUGACUUCUUCGGCAACAACAUGGCCGCGUACGGUUGUGCAUUCUCUGGCUACCAGGAUUCUGUCCUCGUCAACCAAGGUGUGCAGGUAUUUUCCAACAGUUAUCUUGAGGGCUCAGUCGACUUCAUUUGGGGUUACAGCAAGGCCUACUUCCACCAGUGCUACAUUGCAUCGAACACACCCAAUGCAUACAUCACCGCGCAGAACCGCAAGUCUUCUUCAUGGGCUGGUGGCUUCGUCUUUGAUACCUGCAAGGUGACCUAUACUGAUAGUUACGGCUCCACCUUCGGCACAACUUCUCUUGGUCGCCCUUGGUCUCAGUACGCUUUGGUCGUGUACAUGAACUCCUUCCUAGACAAGCAUAUAUCUAAGGCGGGCUGGUCUACUUGGUCUAUAAGUAACCCUCAGAUCUCUGAUGUGUUCUUUGGGGAGUACAACAACGUUGGACCAGGCAACUGGACCUCUUCCCGCGCAAGCUUUGCGACAAAGCUCACAGAGUCCCAAGCUGCGGCUUACUCUUUGGGUUCCUUUAUCGGAAGCACUAGUUGGCUUGACAUGAAGGCGUACAAUCUUGCACCUAGCUACACAAUCGGUCAAUCUGAUGCAGCUGAACCGGAGCCUGAGGUUACCUGGCCAUCCCACCCUUCAGACGGAACGACACCUCCCAAGGACGCAGUCCUUGUGUCUGUUGACGGAGAGAAGUCGGGCUCAUACUCAAGUCUCACCGACGCGCUCAAGAGCCUCCCCAAGGAUUCGACCUCUCAAGUCAUCUUCAUCUACCCUGGUACAUAUGAGGAACAGGUUCCAUCCAUAAACCGACCUGGUCCUGUCACUAUCAUCGGAUACACUGAGACUGAACCCGGAAAGACAUACACCAGCAACCAAGUCAUCAUCACCCAGGCUAAGGGACUUUCGGUCUCGGGAACAAUUCCUGCAGGUCGUAACAACGCAGACACGGCAACAAUUGCAACGGCCAGCAUCAAGAUCGCCUUUUACAAUGUCAAGUUUAUCAACACUGAUAAUCUUGAUGGUGCGGCGCCUAGUUAUGUCACUCUCGCUGCCAGUGUCUAUGGCGAUAAGAUCGGCUUCUACGGCUGUUCUUUCAUUGGAUGGCAGGACACUUUGCUCACAGGAGCCACAGCGGGCUAUCAGUACUACGAAAGCAGUUACAUCGAGGGAGCGAUUGACUUUGUCUGGGGUUACAGCAAGGCUUACUUCAAGGGCUGUACCCUUGCUGCCAAGCGUGCUAAGUCAGCCAUCACUGCGCAGAGCCGCAAGGACACGAACGCGAUCGGCGGCUACAUUUUUGACCAAUGUCUUUUCACAGAGGCUACCUCAGCCACGGCUGACUUGACAGGACAGGUGUAUCUCGGCCGCCCUUACAGUGCCUAUGCUCUUGUCGUUAUCAAGAACAGUUAUCUGGAUUCCACAAUUCAACCUAGUGGGUGGAAGAUUUGGUCUACGACUGAUCCUCGUACUGAUCAUGUCACUUUUGCGGAGUAUGCCAACGAAGGACCUGGAAGUUGGGAGAAGAACUCGGCGGCGCGUGAGGCAUUUGGCUUCGCUACCCUUCUGACCAAGGAUGACUAUGCUCUGGACUCGGUCAUGGACAGCACUGAUUGGAUCGACAAGACUUUCUGGGACUCAAUCGUGACUCCAAAGUCCAGCACACCAGUCGUUCCUGUGCCUGAUCCAAACGCUAUUUACAGCGGCAAGACCCCGCCUCCUGGUGCUUACAUUGUGUCCAAGGAAGCCAUCGAUGGAGUCACCACUUACAGCACGAUCCAAGCUGCGAUCGAUGCUCUUCCCGUCUCAAACAAGGUUACCCCAACUGUGUUCAUCUAUCCUGGUACAUACAAGGAGCAGAUCGUUCUCAGCCGAUCAGGGACUACAUUUUUCAUUGGAUAUUCUGAGUCUCCAGAUGACUACACCAAGAACCAGGUCAUUAUUACAUACGACAAGGGUAUCGACACGCAGGCAGAUGCGUCCAACUCUGACUCUGCCACUUUCUAUGCUACUGGAAACUAUUUCCAAGCUGUCAACAUCAACUUUAUGAACACAUUUGGCACGGCUACCAACUACGCCAGUCUCGGAUUUGCGGUCAAGAGCAGCAAGUUUGCUUCGCUUUAUGGUUGUCAGGUAUACGGAAACCAAGACGCUCUCUUGGUCAACGGUAACCUUUUCGCAUACAACUCAAUCAUUACUGGAAACAUUGACAUGAUCUGGGGUUCCGGAGCUGGAUAUUUCCUCAAAUCCACCAUCGCGCCAAACAAGGACAAGAUUGCAUUGACAGCGAACAAGAAGGGAACUAACACCGGCCCCAACGGCUUCGUGUUCGAUCAAUGCACCGUUGCCCCCGCAGACGGAGCUUCCUACUCGACUAUCUACCUGGGUCGACCCUGGGAUCAAUGGGCCCGCGUUGCGUACAUCCAAACUGAGCUGAGUGCAGCUAUAAUCGAUGUGGGCUGGUCUGCAUGGACCAAGUCAGAUCCUAGAACUGACAAUGUUAUUUUUGGCGAAUUCGACAACUCUGGACCGGGAGCUUCAUCCGGCAACCGUGCUUCUUUCGCUAAACAGUUGUCAAACGAGGAAGUUGCGCAAUUCCAAAUAGGGACCUUUUUCCCUUCCACGAGUUGGAUCAACAUGACUCUCGUGCACGCGACACCUUUCGAUGCAGCUGUUGCCGCAACCCAGACUAUCAGUUCGACAACUGUCUAUACUACUCAGACCGUCACAUCGUCCCAGACUUUGUUUACUACGACAACGGGCGCUGAUGUGACUGUCACUGAUAAGACUACCUUUACCGAAGACAUUGGAACCACAAUCACGCCUGAUCCUACGACCAAGACCACGAUCGAGAAGACAACCAUUACUGAAGCGGCUCUAGUUACACAAGCUGACAAGGUUGUCACGGUCAAGUCCACGGAGAUUGUGGAUGUUGGCAAGACCAUCACGCCUGCUGCCGUUACAUCAACCUCCACCCAAAUCGUUGAUGCGACCGUUACUUCCUGGGUCACAUCAUCCGCCAAGGCUGUCACCGCAACUUUAACGACUACAGCUGUUACGGUCACGCCCAAGUCGGUGACUGAGACUGUCGUUGAGAGAACCACAGUUGUCAUUAGCAAGACCACGACCCCCAAGGCCCUCACCGUCAAGAGUACGACGACUGUGACAGUUGGCACUGGUGGUGUCACCACGACAUCCUUGAAGGCAACGACAGUCGUGUCUACUGUCGUAACAACGUCCGUCAAGACUGUCAGCAAGACUACUACUCUCAAUUGCAUCCCCACACAGGACAAGCGCGACUUGAGUAUAGAAAAGGUUAUCAAGCCUCGAGCUGCUGUUGUUUUUGGCAAUCCCUCUGUCAAUCUAGUCUCAGGUCUCACCCGUCGCGAACUUGAUCUCGGAUCGAUCAACCUUGAAGCACGCGCAGCCGGUCUUUCUUCAGUCACAGUCACUCUUUUCUCCACCUUCACUACCAACGUCAAGACUUCCACCAUGGCUGUUCCCGCUAGCACAACCACGACCAAGGUCACCACAACAAAGACAAUUGGAAAGACAAGCACUCUCAAACCAGCGACCGUCAUUGAUGUGUCUACUUCGGUGGCAACAAGAUACGCCACCUCCACCAUCCCAGGAUCGACAUCAACUACUACAGUCGUCUCCACCAAGGAAACUGGCAAGACCUCAACCCUUAAAGCCUCUACCACCACUGUUGUCGUUGCUUCUACUUCAGUCGUUACAGCUAAGAGGACAUCCACUAUUCCCGGAAGCACCGUCACUAUCCUAAAGACAUUUUCCACAACUCUGCCCUCGGGAACUGUCAAGGUCACUACGACUAGCACUGUUAAGCAGACAUCUGCUGUAACUCUGGAUCAGGACACUGUCACAAACUGGACAACUGUCAAAUCUACAUUGAGGCCUUCCAGCACUGUGACUGUGAGGAGCACUGUGUCCAAAAUGAGCACAUCGGUGUUGAGGGAGACAAAGACUAAUUGGGCGACAAAGACGAGCAGGGGCGCGGCGGCUUGCACAAACUAA
Messenger RNA from Fusarium poae, 7815 nucleotides. RefSeq lists its product as uncharacterized. Gene Ontology annotation, biological process: cell wall modification. The record is from RefSeq and is a predicted model, not a curated record. Gene Ontology annotation, molecular function: pectinesterase activity. The coding region runs from base 1 to 7815 and encodes 2604 amino acids. Lineage: Eukaryota; Fungi; Ascomycota; Sordariomycetes; Hypocreales; Nectriaceae. The transcript has 5 exons.